AUGUCAGCUGAUUGGCUCUUUCCCUCCACAGCAACCACCCAAUCAACUGUGACAACCGCAACAACCGUCGAAUCAACUGCGUGUCCAGCAACAACCAGCCAAGCGGCUGUGUCCACCGUUGUCGUGAGGCUGACCCUGGACCUGGUGUAUAGCACCGACCUGGCCAACCCAACAUCCACAGCCUAUCAGGAGCUGGAGCAGCUCAUUCAGGCACAGCUACACCCUGUUUUGGGAGCAGCGUACACUAUCUUCAUUUGUUUAAGUGUAACAAGCUUCAGAUCUGGGUCCGUCAUCACUGACAUCGACACAUUCUACAGCGCGACCGCGCCCACUGAAGAGGAGAUCACGACAACUAUCCAGGAGGCCAUUGACACCGGCUCAAUAACACUCGACAUCACCACGUUCCAAGUGAACCCAGUCACUACAACCACGACAAGCAGCCCUCCAACAACCAAAGCUACGACGACCACAGAAGCUCCUGCCACCACCACCACAACCACUACAACCGCACCUCCUACUACCAUAGUAACAGACACAACACCAACGACCACCACCACCACGACCGCACCUCCAUCUAGCACUAAUGCUCCAACUACCACCACCACAACCACAACCACAACAGACGCUCCAACUACUGAAACUACCACAACAACUGCUCCAACUACCACCACAACUAAACCACCAACAGACGCGCCAACUACCGAAGCUACCACAACGACAACUAAACCUCCGACCACGACCACAACCACCACCACCACAACAAAACCGCCAACUACCACAACUACCACCACCACAACAAAACCGCCAACUACCACAACUACCACCACCACAACAAAACCGCCAACUACCACAACUACCACCACAACCACAACUACCACCACCACAACAAAACCGCCAACUACCACAACUACCACCACCACAACAAAACCGCCAACUACCACAACUACCACCACGACAACAAAGCCUCCAACCACGACCACUACCAUCACCACCACAACUAAAGCUCCAACAACCACUGUUGCUACGACUACCGCGCAGGUUAUGAGGCCCAUCAUCGAGCUGCAGGUUGUCAUUGUGAUCAUAUUCAUCCCAGAGCUGAACGACCCCACCAGCACCGCGUUCCAGGAGCAGGCACAGCUGGUCACGGCAGUGUUUGAUGUCAUCUAUAGGACCAAAUAUGGAGCACGUUUUGUGAGGACAAUUGUCAUUGGCUUCAGGCGUAAGAACCGCUCAUCUCGCAGCCUCAACCGUAUCGAGGACGUGGAAACUGACGUGGAGCUGGUCUUCAAUGAGGAGUCCACGGAGCCACUUCCCGAGGCCACAGAGGUGGAAGAGACGUUGAAAGAUGCAGUCAGCACCAACAGCUCCAACAUACACACACUCAACGUGGUGCCGACCUCUAUCAGCGUCACCAGUGUCCCCAGGUCUCUUACUAAUGUGUGGUUUGCCACCAAUGAGACCUUCAUAUCUGACCUCGCCAACUCCAACUCCACUGCCUUUAAGAACAGAUCUGCUCUCAUCGCCUCAGAGCUUGAGCCAUUCUUCUUUGAGGAUUUCUCAUCUGUGUUCCUGAGUAUGACGGUCCUCAGCUUCAGCAACGGCUCCAUCAUCCAUAAUACAGACCUGUUGUUCAUGUCCGGAAACGGGACUUUGCCUAACAGCACAUCUUUCUAUGACACAAUGCUGCGUGCUGCGCAGAGCGGAAACCUGACAUUCAACAUCAUAUCAAUCAAUGGCACAGCUGUUUCCUCUGGCAUGGCCUGCAGUGUCAACAGUGUCGUCACCUGGACUCUGGUGGGCGGGGCUCUCCUGCUACAGGGGCAGUGGUUGGCUCUGUGAAACGCCACUCACCAAACCGUCCAAUGAUGUGAGGACUUACUCACAGAGGAAAGUGAAGGGCCCAAUCCAAAUGAAGGACUAUUAUCAUAUAUAUAAGACGUUAUUUCAACAUAGGAAACCAUAACUACUCCAAAGUAGAACACAGCUG
Messenger RNA from Engraulis encrasicolus (European anchovy), 1987 nucleotides. RefSeq lists its product as uncharacterized. Bases 1 to 1839 code for a protein of 612 amino acids. Lineage: Eukaryota; Metazoa; Chordata; Actinopteri; Clupeiformes; Engraulidae. Gene Ontology annotation, biological process: visual perception. The transcript has 11 exons. The record is from RefSeq and is a predicted model, not a curated record.